CCGCGGCCCCCGGCAGCGCCGCCUCCGCUCCCCGCCUCCCCGCGCUCGGAGGGCGGGGAGCGGGGGGGGGGGGGGGGGAGCCGGGACUGGCGGCGACGCGAAGCCCUUUGUCGCCGAAGCCGCCUUCCGCGGCGCUCUCCGCGCCGGAGCCGGAGGGGCCGCGCCGGCGCCGAGGGGACCACCGGCAGCGCGUCCUCCGGCGGCGGGCGGGCGAGAACCGGCGGCAGCAUGCGGUGCCCCCCGCUCCUCCUCCUCCGCCUCCGCCGCCGCCUCCUCCUGCCUGCACAGCCGCUGCUCUAGAGCCCGGCGCGGCGGGGCGAUGGGCAGCGCUGCCCGCUGAGGCGCGGCGGGGGCCGUGCGAGGCGCGGGGAUGUGGCGGCGGGCGGCGGGCGGCGGGCGGAGCGGGGCGCGACCCGCGGGGCCCGGCGGAGCGCCCGGCCCCGCUCCCCCGCGCAGCGCCCCGCCGGCGGCCGGCGGAGCGGGCCUGGCCGGGGCCGUCGUGCUGCUGGGGGUGAUCGUCGCCCUCCUGCCGAGCGCCCGGGCCGAGCCGGGUAUCAGGCAACAGCAUAUCAACGUUGCUCCUUCUACAGGAUCUUUUCCUAAUUGGAGAUCUAUACUAUCACCAACACGGCCUUCCACAGAAACGAAGACUUCCUCAGUAGCUGAUAUUUCCAUGGGACAGACUUUGGAGAAUGCAAACUUGCUUCAGAUGAUAAAAACAACGCUGACUGGCACGCGUACCAGGACUUUGGAUCAAAGUCAUCUGUCGGCCACCCUUUAUCAAGGCAGUGGAAGCAGUGCAUCCCAGGAACCCGCUGAAGUUUCAGCUGAGUCGCCUCUGAGGUCAUCGUCUCAAGAUGCAGACGAAACAGCUGCUGUAUCAGGUUUGCCUCAACUUGUGUUAUCUGGAGUAUCUUCUGGUGCAAUACCUACAGUAGGAACUUCAGAAGCAAAACCACUAACAAGAAAAUCAUCUCCAGCUUCACCAGUGCCAGCUUCUUCCUUCUUUUCUCUAGGCACUGAAAACACACCUUUGCCAUCUGUGAUGGCUUUAAGCACACCAAUACUGACACUAACAAAAAAUAACACUGCCACAAACUUGACAUCGGAUCUAAGCUCAGUAGGAACACGUACAGAUUUCCCUUUUGCAACAAGAAACACAACUGCAUCACCCCUGGACAUGACAGCUAUGCUCAUAACCCCUAAAAGCAGCACGGUCACAGCUUCCACACUUGCACCCACAGCACAUGUACCAAGGCAGAUAGAAACAACAGUAACUGACACCCAGAAGUUCCCAAGCUCAGAAAUCACCAAAACGUCAACCCCGUAUCCACUGACAAUUACAGCAGCUUUGACAUCUAUUACAGCAUCAGCGAAAACAACUAGGCUUCCCCCUACUCCAGUGGAAAACAUCUCUGCUCCUCCCGAAACCACAGCAGCAGCCGCUUUCGCUAACAUGACAGCAGCUCCUCCCCUGGAUUGCCGGCUCUCCAGGAACCUUAUGGUUAAAACAGUUCUGUUUCUGAACACAAGGAGGAUGCUGAUCAGCAAUCCCUUCAAGGAGAGUGUGAGAAAAGGGCUCAACCAAGUGCUGAGACAAGCGUUCAACCAAAACGUCAGUGCUCAGGUUGAAAUCCUGGAGCAAUCGAAUAACGUAACGGUCGGCUACUACGUUACGCGGGGCAGACUGGUUUUUAUGCCAGCUGCUGUAAUCGAAAGGCUUCUCGCGUACGGCAUUAGCAACGCCACAGCAGACAUGAAGCAGCACGUCCCACAUCUCCAGUCGGUGGCGGCCCUGGCCGUGCCGUGGAAGCCCCUUCCCGCGUACCACUUCCAGCUGAAAACGGAGCUGCAGUUUGUGGGUCAAACAGACAAUAUCCAGUCAUGCAAGUUUGUUCAGACCAUGGAGCAACGGUUACAGAGAGCAUUUCAGGAUGCUGAAAGAAAGGUCUUAAACACCAGCAACAACUUAACAGUUCAGAUUUUGAACACCUCCAAUGUCUCCCAAGCUGUCACUCUGUUUUAUGUAGUGAACAAUCAAAGCACAACUCUAAAUGGCACUAUUUCCAGCAACCUUCUUAAUCAGCUGUCAGCUGAGCUGGUGGGUUUCUACCUAACCUACCCACCUCUUACCAUUGCAGAAUCUUUGGAGUAUCCAAACCUUGAUGUCUCAGAGUCAACUAGAGACUACUGGGUGAUAACAGUUAUUCAAGGGGUUGAUAUUGCAUUACUGGGACUGAACAAUCAGAGCUUUGCAAGAUUAAUGGAGCAGCGUUUGGCUCCGCUGUUUAUGAUGUCCCACCAGCAAGGAAGACGAUUCAAACGUGCCACUACCGUGGGCAGCUACACUGUGCAGAUGGUAAAAAUCCAACGUAUUCCAGGACCCAAGGAGCCAGCUGAACUGACAUACUAUACUUUAUACAACGGGAAACCUUUGCUGGGCACUGCAGCUGCCAAAAUUUUGAGUACUGUUGACUCCCAGCGGAUGGCCCUGACACUAGGUUAUGUUAUUCAAGUUCAAGCUGAUCCUGUGGUGAAGAACCCCCCAAACAACCUGUGGAUCAUUGCAGCGGUGCUGGCUCCCAUCGCUGUGGUUACGGUUAUCAUCAUCAUCAUCACAGCGGUUCUGUGCAGAAAGAACAAGAACGACUUCAAACCAGACACCAUGAUGAACCUGCCUCAGAGAGCUAAACCAGUACAAGGCUUUGACUAUGCCAAGCAACACUUAGGUCAGCAAGGAGCUGAAGAUGAGGUUUUACCUGUAACUCAGGAGACCGUUGUACUUCCACUUCCAGUUAGAGAUGCUCCCGCCUCCCAGGAGAGAGAAAUUACUCAGGAUGGGAGCACCAUCAAAACUGCCAAAUCGAAUGAAACAAGGAAAAGCCGGUCCCCGAGUCAGAACGGCUCCAUCAUCAGCAACGGGUCGGGAAAGCCCAGCUCCGGCCGGAGCUCCCUCCAGAAAGUAAUGGCACCGCAAAAAGUGACAAAAGACGAAGGAAGGAAAAGAAACGGUUUUAAAUCUUCAGAGAAAAUUGUGCCUGUAAGCGAUGAAGAGGAAGGAGGCAUUCUCUUUGAUAACAUUGCCAAAUCUGCCAUUGACCCCUUCGACACCUCUUCUGGAUCGGUACAGCUGAUAGCUAUCAAACCCGUGGCACUACCUGCUGUUCAUGCGGCAUCAGAUAGGAGCCAGGAAUCUGCCAUCAUUAAUGGAGAGAUGAACAAGGCUUUGAAGCAGAAGUCCGAUAUAGAACAUUACCGCAACAAACUGCGCUUGAAAGCCAAGAGGAAGGGGUACUAUGAUUUCCCUCAGGUUGAUAACAACAAGGGGCUGACAGAGAGAAAAAGGAUGUAUGAGAAAAACCAGAAAGAACUUGACCAUAUUUUGGAUCCAGAUGCAGAUGUCUCUUCUCCAUUUGCUGAGCCUAAGAACAGGCAACCGAUAAAGAACUCGGUAUACAGAAGCAGGCAGUCUUUGAACAGUCCUAGCCCAGGAGAAACUGAGAUGGAUCUUCUAGUGACUCGAGAAAGACCUAGACGUGGAAUCCGUAACAGUGGAUAUGACACUGAGCCUGAAAUUAUAGAAGAAACAAAUGUUGACCGCGUCAACGAGCCUCGGAGUUACGCCAGGUCCCGUCAGGCCAAAGGCCACUCGGAGACCUCAACCUUAAGUUCUCAGCCCUCGAUUGAUGAGGUUCGACAGCAGAUGCAUAUGCUCUUGGAAGAGGCUUUCAGCCUGGCCUCUGCGGGCCACGGAGGACAGAGCAGGCAGGAGGCGUACAGCUCAGCACCGCACUUGCCCUACUCGGAGGUUGUGACCAGUGCUCCUGGUACCAUGACCCGACCUAGAGGGGGGGUACAGUGGGUACCCACUUACAGACCAGAAAUGUAUCAGUACAGUUUACCAAGACCAGCUUACAGAUUUUCUCAGCUUCCUGAGAUGGUAAUGGGUUCUCCUCCUCCUCCUGUCCCUCCCAGAACAGGUCCUGUGGCUGUUGCCUCUCUCCGGAGGUCUACAUCAGAUAUUGGCAGCAAAGUGAGAAUACCUGAGUCCAGUGGGGCAGAUCAGGCCCAGCAUCAUGAUCAGGCAUCUUUUGUACCUGGUUCGAGAGCUCCGAUGUCUGUUGGUCCACUUGAUCAAUCAGCUUUUCACUCAGGAAAUACCGUACCAGCAGUGUUUGCCAUACCAGCAGCAAACCGACCUGGCUUCACAGGCUAUUUUAUCCCAACACCACCUACUGCAUACAGGAACCAAGCCUGGAUGCCCUAUGCUGGAGAGAAUGAAUUACCAGGGCAAUGGGCAGACUCAGUACCACUACCUGGAUACAUCGAGGCUUAUCCACGGCCCCGCUACCAACAUAAUUCUCCUUCACGACUUCCUCGCCAAUACAGCCAGCAAGCAAGCAUGCAUCCCAGCCUGGAACAAGCUCCUUUGCCGUCCACCGCAGCUUCUCAGCAGAGCCUGACGGAAAAUGACCCGUCUGAUGCUCCGCUCACCAACAUUUCUACAGCUGCCCUCGUAAAGGCAAUAAGGGAAGAAGUUGCUAAACUGGCUAAGAAGCAAACAGAUAUGUUUGAAUUCCAGGUCUAAUAUCUUUUGUGCACAGUAUUUGUAUCGUGCAACCUGGGGUAGCCAAGAAAGCGACUCCUUUAAUUUUCAGUUACAAACUCGGUGUGAAUUGUGCCAAAGUGAUGGCAUUUUUCUCUGUCUGAAAAGUCAACGCUAUGAAAUGACUUAAAGUAGAGGAACAGGUCUCUGAAGGUACAUAAUUCUGCUUGCCAGCUAAGGAAACGCUGCCAGGUAAAUGUUUAAUAUGGAUAAGACUGAUCAUACGCAACUGUCACUUAGCUCUCGUAUUAUGACCCGUUGUCACUAGAGAUGCUGCUGAACAUGUCUGUGCCACACGAUGUUUCAUUUGCGGGUCCAAAGGCAGAGCUGCUGAAAAUAACUUCUGCAUGUCAAAACUUUGAUUAAAGAAGCAAAUACAGUAGAACACAGUUAGCUAAAGGCCACGGUAGGUGUGGUGGUGGCCAUGUUAAUUGUUUGCUGCAGGACAUUGUAUAAGGGAUGCUGAUUUCAGCAAUGCGGAGUCAUUCAGCCUUUUCAUUCUAGAGACUGUAUUCAAACCAAAAGAAUUUGAGAUGAGUAAGUAAUACAAAUAAAUGUCCUGUAAAUAGCCCCAAUUCUCCUCAUCCUAUUAACAGUACAAAGAAGUGAAAGAAGAGAAGACUGUGAAGAAGGUGAAUGAUAUUUUGAUAAUUGGUGGCUACCUUGUCCCUCAAUGCCACUGAUGAGUUAUAGAGGAGAUUUUUUUUGGUGUGAGAGAAUACAAUGCACGAAGAGCCAACAAAGGGUAUUGGUGCUAGAAGCUUCCAGGAGAAAUGAAGAAAGGUUAUUCGUGUUUGCUCUAUAUUCAGGCUUUUCGCUCUGAAUGCAUGUGAAGCUGGUGAACCUGAGACCUCUGAGCAAGUCUUUCCAACCUGGAAUAAUGAAUACACCUGCCUGGACAAGAAAACCUCUGUUUAACACAGUGCUUUUUUCUCUUUCUUAAACAAUGAUAUCUACUAAAGUGAUGCCAGAAAGUACUACCUGAAGCUGCAGUUGAUUUUGAUUACACUGGAAUGGUGAAUGCAAACCUAGGAAGUUCUGAAUGUAGAGGACCUGAGUAUUAUAUUAACAUGUAAAUAAGUAAACAAUUACAUGGAAUAACAAAAAUACUAAUGUUCUGUGAAAAAGAGAGCAUUUCCAGAAAUUAUGCUGACUUUUCAUUGUGCAAGAUAAAGGUCACUAAUUGUUAAACUACAUUGUUGUAUGAAUCCAAUCCCAAAAGAAAAACAAACCAGUUGAAUGGGACAGUAGUUCAUCUUUUGCAGUUGUACAGACUAGUCAGAGAUCACGAACAAUUGUUUUCUGUUCCUUCAGCAAUUAGCUUCGGGAACUGAAGUUGUUGCAAAAUUUGUUGUGUUGGGCAUGUUCGAUGGACUGGAGUUAAAGGUAAUGUCCUUCAUUUCAGUAAGCUGUUUAGUUAUCCUCAAUUGCUUAUGCUGUUUUGUCUGAUCAUUUCAUUUCCCUGAGUUUCUUUGGUCUUUACUGAGGUGAGAAAGGGAACUUGGUUUAGCUUUUUGGCCAUCAGUAAAAUGAGAGGAGGAGAGAGGAGACUAGAAUAGGGGAUAGAAGAAGAAAUUGAUGAAGCACAAACUUUUAAAGCAGAGCUAUUUUUUCCCCAAAUAAUUAUAUUAUAAACCCUGACUGAGAUUGUGAUAGUUAGCCUAGAAUAUACAGAUAUCUUCUGCUCCAAUACCUUAAAUAUUGCAGAAGCUUUUGGAAUGCUAGCUAAUCUUUCAACAAAUGUGAAAUUUCAUUUUUAUUAUUUAAAAAUCAGAUAUAAAUAAAAUGUAUUUUUGUAAUUUCUAUGUAUAUAUGUGCUGUAUAUUUAUACAAGUGACUAGUCUGCUGUAGUCAGAAAGUUUCCAUAAACCAAGUGCAAAAAAGAAAAAGAAAAAAAACCAACUAGUAAUUUUAAUGAUCAAUAUAAACACACUAUGUCUGGAGGACACAAAUAUACAUUUGGGUGACUUGGACACCAAACAACCAAAGAAACUCAAUCUUUCAUAUAAAUAUAAGUCUAGUAAAGACAGACUGCUGUCUCAGUUACCUGUCAGCUAAAUAAUACUGAUCUUAUCAGUGCAAUACAAUGCAUCCAAAUUGUGUUGAAUUAAUAGCUGCCUAAGAAUAUCACACUUUAAAAUAACAACUUAAAAAUACUGGGCCAAACCCAGCGUGCCAUAAAAAGACUAGUUCUGGUUGGCUUCAGUGGGAACAUCACUCACUGAGAGCAAGGCUGAGUUUCUCUAUUAGGAUUCGUCUAUUCGUGCAAGCUUCACAAGAAUCCCUUAAACAAUAUUCUGCUUAUUUUUCAGUCAUUUAAAUCACUGUAACGUAAGUGCAGACACAAUUGAAGAGUGGCUUAUGUUUAUUUAGCCUAAGAUGGUUCAUAACUGGCUUAACCUAGCUUGGUAAGUGAAAUCUACACUAAAUCAUGUCAGCCACAUUUUGCAUCAGCUUUAUUACCUCAGUUUUUGAAUGAUUCUUCUAUUUAGCCCAGUGAAAUUUUGGAAGUAGAUAGGCCCUUCUAUGCAAUGGGAGUGAAAUGUGCUGUGAAAUAAAUUUCUGUAUCUUAGACUCCAGUCUUGCAGAGUUAUCCUAAAGCUGCAGGUAUGGAAGAAGCAGCAAUCACAUGGAUGGGAGUGUGAAGCCACGUAGCUGGGAAGGGUAAUGUUAUGACAUGUUCCCAAAAGAGUCACGGGAGAUAGGACAUACCAGAUUUAAACAGCAUCUUUGGGACACUUAGCUCUUUUUGUAAAUCUGUACCUGUUCUUAAAUACAAGCAAUUUAGUAGUUCUGUUGAAAAAUGUGUGAGAGUAAAGCCUCAUAUAUCUUACAUGAUGAAGCAUAUAUCUUGCCAUACUGGAAAUUUAGAAGUUUGGAAAUUAUGUAGAUGUACAGGGUUUGAAUGCCUACAUGCAAGCAAAAUGAACAAAUAGAAAAAUCCAAAAUAAAAACAUUUGAAUAGCCUUCUAGAAAGAAAAAAACAUUUCAGUAAAGUUAAACAAAGUACUCUUCAUACUGCUGAGGAAGACCUGUUAGUCUUUCAAAAUUAAUUUUGUUUGGUAUUGUAUCAAUGACGUGCAGUCUAUUGAAUAUUCCCUGAACCAUCACUCUGAAACCAUUGUGGUGCACUUUAUUCACAAAGACAUCUUACAUUCUUCAUUCAUAAUGGCUUUUUAUCCUGUUUGUAAUAUGUUUCUGUAUUAUUUUUUUUUAAGUACAAAGUAAGAUAUCAAGACACUAAGGACAUUCCUGGGAAAGAAAAAUCAUGCUGUAAUAUUUAUACUGUCUGAGCACAAAGCAAUGAUAAAGUGAACAUAUAGUGUACAAAUAAUUUGUAAUAUAAUAAACAUUUUGUAUGACUACAAUUACAAUAUAGUUUUUCAAUACUGAUUUCAGAGAAGAAAGUAUACCUGUUUAAAGUUACAACCUCAUCAGACUAUAUUCAUGCCAUUUUUACUGAUAAAAACUUAGUCAUUAAGGUUUUUCUACUAAAUGCCCCAAUUUUCUUUAAAAUAAUGUUAAAUGUUUAGCUGAAAAAACUGUUUUCUGUGUACAAAAAUGUUGAUGUUCUCACCACUGACCACUAUUUGUCUUCAGAUUUGUAAAUCAUCAGUAGAAACAUCUGCAAAUGAAACGCACGUAAAAUUACUUCUUGGUAUGUGUGUUAUGACCACUUUCAGUAGGUAUACUAUGUGUGACAUUUAUUAACAUCAGUAGAACAGUAAUUUUAUGAGGAUAAGAGGGUAAUCUUUGAGAGUUGUUUUUUGAGAAAAACAUAUUAUCUGGAUUUGAGAGAAGCUCUAGCACUCAGUCUAGAAAUAUGAAUAAUACUUGUAUGUAGUAAUAUUUUGGGUAGAACUUGAUAGAAGUGCAUGUAAAUCCUAUAUAUAGAAAUGGGGAGAUUAUCAUAAGCAAUGAUCAUUUCUUUUUCAGACUAACUUUGAAAAGGUGAGACGUAAGAAAUGUAAGAUAAUGUAAGAUAAAAAUGUGAAGCAGGUAGAAAAAGCAGCAUUGGAUUGAGUGGCAGAACUGUCUAGUUUAAGGGAUGAUACGUACAAAGCUAACUCCAGUUUUCAUUAUAUUUCGAGAUGUCUGUUGAAGAAUUAAUUACAUUUUAAUGUACUGGGUUUAGUCCUGCAUUGCAAAUAUAAGAGCUAACUGCCAGCUUCCAAAAGUCUGAAGGAGAUUUGAAAGCAGCAAGUUUUCUGAGCUAGCAGAAGUCACUUCAUUUUGCUGACUUUGUUCAUCCUCUACACAUCUGAGCAGGUCUGAGCACUGUGUCCAAGGAUGCCGUAAAUCAGUUAUGGUCCUGACCUUGCAUUUCUAGUACAUAAACAAAUCUCAGUGGCUUCCCAUACCUCACUGACACGAAAUGAGAUAGGAAGAGAACAAGUGUGAGGUAAUAUGAAGGAUAUUAACAGGUCAGGAGUACCUUAACAGUCUGGAAGCCAUGGAUCUUCUGUUGCAUAUUAACACAUACCUAGUAGAAAAUGGUUGUGUUUGGCAGCUGUUCUCAGCAAGCUACAUUCAUUUCAUUGUCGGUGACCGUAUGUAUAAAUUAAGACUCAGUCCUAUCACAAGAGCGUGUAUCGAUUCAUGCUUCCACUGAUUUGUUUAAGCCAUGUGCAUUCUCUGUGCAGCUCCACGAGUGGCAUAAUUAAGACAAGUGGUUUCCGGUUACUCCAAGUAAUCUCUUGUAAUAAAACACCAAGUUGUGUGACAUCUUAUAUGUAUUUUACUGCAUCAUUAGGAGGGUGAAAACGAAAGACACGAUCAUACAGUAUGUUAGUAUAUUAAUACCGUAUGUUAGUAUAUUAAUACCGUUAGCCUUUUUUUAAAGGCUUUGUGCAAAAGGGCAAGUUUGGUCUGCUAAGCUCAGGACUGCUCCCUAGUCAGAGCGCGUGCAGGGCAUCAGUACGCUGUUGUGGCUGACGGAGCACGUCUCUCCUCUCGCCUCUUACUGCCCCUCCAGAAAAGGGUACAAGCACACAGCUGUUUUAAGACAGGCGUAAUUUUGAAAAUAAGUAUACGGGGUAAAUAACAUCUACCUAGUUCUCUGUGUUCACUCCAGAUGCGUUACUGGUCUGCUAAGCAGUUUUUACAAAGCAGUGUGUGUUCAAAGAGAAAUUAAUUAGCUCAAGCUUGUUUAAUGUAAUGUUAUUUAGACAUAGCACUUCAGACUUUUAACAGUGCUAUAUGGAAUCAGUAUGUCAAGCGGUAACUUAACACUUUCUGUGCUAGACUUUCUUUUCAUGGGUUAAUUUUUUGGCCAUAACUCCAGGACUGAGUAAGAUUUUUUUUUUAAUUAUUUUUUUUUGCUUAUCAAAAUACUUCAAAGUUAAUUUUUUCCAUUUUAAAGGGUAGGCAUGCAAAAUGAGGAUAAGCAUACUCUUUUAGAAUACUUUUUUUGAACUCUUGCCUUUCUCUUGUAAAUAAAUAAUGCAAAACUUGACUUGUGGAAAUGAGAUUUAUAUAGGUCAGUAAAUGAAUUGCAUACUGACUUGCUCUUUAAAAGAAAGUUUCAAGAUGGCCAAGUCACAAAGGCAAAGCUCGUUAAUACCGCAGAAUCUCUACUGAGAAUAACUGCAUUGCACAUCCUUGAUUAAAAAUGUUUUGCCAUCCCCAAUGAGUGAAAAGCAAUCAGAAAACCGCACAUCUUGCGAUUCUUGUUAUUCAGGAAAAACUUUGCUUGGGCUGUGUACAAGACAUGGGAGAUGAGACAGGGAUUUCGAUAGGGUGCUGAGGUGGAUAGACUAUCCUGUGUAACACGUUUGCCUUUUGGGUGGCCCUGAAUACCAACAGGCAUAAAAACUACACCGAAGUGGUGUGUCAGAAAGGUGGUUUAGGUCCCAAUUUUUAAAACUGUUGAGAUGCCCCCAAAUCAUAUAAUAUUUCAUGUUUUUAAAAAUCAGCUUCAGACCAUAUUCCUAUUGAAAAUCCUAGGAGUAUGGUAUCAUAAUCAUAUAUAUAUAUGUAUAUAUAUACACACACACACACACACGUAUGUCCAAAAAUAUUUUUUGAAAACUAGUUCUUCGAUCCGUCUAUUUGUCCCCAUCCAUUUCAUGUUCCUUAAGGUGUACAGAGGCAGUAAUGAAGUGUUAGUUCCCAGAGUUCUUCUGUUAUGAAGCUCAUGAAAGAUGAGAAAUGUUUUUUAAAUAGUUAGGUGGUCAAAUGUAUAGCAGAUGUCUCGAAAAUAAUGACAAAUACCAUGAAGAGGUGUUUGAUUUUUUUGCAUUUGUUAAAAAUAAUUCUUGUUUUAAGAAGUGCCUGACUUUUCAUAAAUUCCCAUGCUCAAUUCAUUCCCAAGGAGUAGCUUGAAACUAUAUUACAUUCUGUAAAUAAUUUUGUAACUUUAUAAAUACAUAUUUACAUACUAGGCAAUAAUGGGUCCAAAGGAUUGUAAAUCAUACAGAAAGUUGAUUCCACUGAGUACAAUAUUUAGAGAGGAGGUGAAUUUUUCUUCCAAAGUAUGUCCCUCUUCAUUGCAGCUCAAUGCAUUUCUAUGCUUUGUAAACCAGUGUCUGAACACCGUAACACACACUGGCAUCAGCUAAAAUAUCGUAUAUCUGGCAAGGAGCAUUGACUUUUGCAGCCUCCAGUGGGACUUUGUAAAGAGUGCCUGUGUAUAUGAUUAAUUUUUUAAACUAUUAAACAAGAAAUUUGUGGGUCCUUAACUCUGGCUUUUUGCAAGGAAUCAGUGGCUUUUAGGUCCUGCAUCACCAGCAAACUUAACCAAUAGAUACCUUGAGAUGUGAUGCAGCAGCAGAAUACAGCAGCCUAUGCCAGGGAUUCACCAGGAUCUAAAAAGCCAAGUGACUGUAGUAGAAUAGGUGGUAAAACUUCUAUUUCAGCAGUGGAUGGACACGAAGUAAUUACGAAUUGAUUACUAUGGCAGGUCAAAGAGUCUUGAAGUUAACUGCUUGGAAUCAAUUUUAUGUAUUUAGUUGGCUUUUGAUUUCUUCAUUUGUUAAAGCAGUGCAAAAAUAGCAACAUUAACAGCAUAUUCUAUUUCAGAGUUAUAAACAUGGGAGAUCUGAAUGUAAGUAAACUUGAGCUUCAUUCUUCGUCCUUGCCUUUAUUUACUACUUUCAGCACUGCAAGUAGGGAAGUAGGAAAAAAACCCAAAACAACAUUUUACCCUCUGCCAAAUUAAUUUUAAUAUUUCUUUCUAUGACAGAGAGACUGGGAAGGCUUUUUUCAUUUCAUGUUGGUGUUGGGUUCUUCAAACUCUAUUCAAGGUCAUAUUGGAUAGAAAAAAUGACAGUGAAGCCAAAAAUUUUGGAAAAUAAGGUAGAACCCAUCUUACUGAGGCUUGAAUUUUGGUUUAGGAUUUAGCAACCCAGCAGAAACAGCUCAGACCCGACAAAGGGUCUGUUCGGGGCAGUUGUUUGAGUCUCAUUAGAAAGGACAUGUGUACAGUGCAGAUAUUGCUAUGUUCUUUGACUUUUUAUUUUCAUUUAAUGUCUUUCUUGCCAGUGCUGUGCAUUCUGAAUUUGACUUUAUAUUGGUGUACACAAAGAGGUGCACUCUUUAGCUCGCUGAUAUACUGCUGGUGUGAUAGAAGUAGUAACCAACAUACGUGAUAUAAUUUUUCAUUAGCUAUGGCACUGUUCUUUGGCCCUUGUUCUGCUUUGUGAUACUUACAGAUGUCAUAUUAGUAUUAAGGCAAAACAUGAGUACAGGUAAUGUCUUCCACCAAAGUUAUUGGCAAACCACCUGCUCACUUCAAGGAGAGCAGGACUGAUCCAGUGUUCUCUCAGUGAAUUAGCCAUCACAAGUAUCUUAAAAUUGUGCAAAGAGAGGAAGGAUGCUGUCUGGUUAUGGGUAGCUGGAAAUUAGGAGAUUGGAGGUCAGUUGACCCUUCAGAAUUUCGGAUUGGUUGUGGGCAAGACGCUUAAUCUGACUAUGCCUCAGUGUCCCUGUCCGUAAAGCACGGUGAAGAAGACUGCCUCUCCUCACACCCCUGGUGAGAGGCUGAACUAACGGAUAAUGUUAGAAACACUGAAACCCUGGAGUGCAAGUGGUUACUUUAGUAUGAAGCACUAUUUAGUAUUUCAUAGAGCUUGGUAAUUGUUCAAGACUAUAAAUUAGCUGUUCCUCUAGUAGCAUUUAAAUAUACAUGAAUUUACAAGAAAAAACACCCCACCUCCUGAUACUAUUUCAGGAUGUUCUAGGAAGCCUUUCCACUAACAGCUUCUACACUUUUUUACAGAGAUGUUACAUCAAUAAAUUGUCUCACUUCCCAUGCAACAGAUCUCACUUCCUGAUGAAAUGAACUUUUCUUACAUCUUUGAAUUAUGGGAAGGACUAGCUCUGCAUGAUUACAAAUGUCCAUAUCAUCUUUGUUGUUCACAGCUUGAUUCAACUAAACUGUAAUGGCUGUGUCUGUGAAAAUUGCUCAAAAUUUAUAAGUGUUUCAGCUAUAAAUGGGAAAAUUAGUUUUCUGAAGCCACUUAAGAGCUGCAAAACUGAGAGUGAUUUGUAAAGCCAAGUCUAGGGAUUAAACUGAAAGAGGAAGAAAAUAAUUAAUUAAAAUUUUAUACUAUGCAAUCAGAAGGCAAAUCUCCAAGAACUUGUUCCUUUUGCAAUUACAAAUGUAAAACCAUACCAAUGGUAGAAUUUUACAUAUCACUGAAAAGGAGGCAUUUAAAAUGUUCUGGGUCAUUACCAAAUGGCUGUGUUUUUACUCUGGUGAUUCUAGAAAUGAAGCUUACAAGUACAUAGAAUAGUUUCUUUCAUGUUAGUGGCUAUAGCUUAGUUGAAGUUGUACAUGUUUUUCUUGGCAAUUUUGCACAUUAAAUAAAAUAUGUCUUAAAAUCGA
Messenger RNA from Aquila chrysaetos chrysaetos, 13433 nucleotides. Its product is annotated as KIAA1549 like. The transcript has 22 exons. Bases 371 to 4588 code for a protein of 1405 amino acids. NCBI's taxonomy places the organism in Eukaryota, Metazoa, Chordata, Aves, Accipitriformes, Accipitridae. The record is from RefSeq and is a predicted model, not a curated record.